AUGACGUCGCUGUUCCAACUGGACGACGAGACAAAACGGCUGCUCACGCUGGACGAUUUCCUGCACGGGCUCACGAUCCACGAGUUUGUCGAGUUUCUCGCGGCGAAGCUAUCCUCGCGGUCCGGCUCCGACGGAGCACAGCCCCUCGAUCAGCUGGACCCCAAGCCGUACAUUCGCACCUUUGAGGCGUGUGUCAAGGAGCUGAACCGGCUGAGCGAGGAGUGCUUGGCAAAACAGACGAAAUACGAGAAAAUCGCCGCAGUCAAGCAGACAGACCACUUCUCCAACGUGCUGCGACUCGCUCCUAAGGCCAGCAAGCUCAACUCGCAGUUUGCCCAGCUGGACCUGAAAGUGCGACGCAUCAACGCGGAUAUUCGGCCGCUGGGCGACAAGCUUACCGAGACAAACAGCCUCAAGGAGAACACGGUGACGCUGAUUUUUCUGACCAAGUGCUACAACGAGUUCUACACCAAAAAACAGGCCCCGGCAGAGUUGGUCAAGAUGCCGCGCGGCCGGCGCGCCGUGGCGCUGAACCAGCUGCUCAAGCUGUCUUCGAAGCUCUCCAGCAAUGACAUGCCGCAGGCCAAGGCCACGCUCUCUGUGAUCCAGGAACACUGCAACAGGUUCGAGAUCGAGCUGCUCAACGAGUUCCACGAGAUGGACAACUCGAAAAAUUACAGACGGCUCCAGGAACUCUCGAGUCUGCUUUUCCUGUUCAACGACGGCGAAAACAUCAAGCAGUUCUACAUAAACAAGCACCCAGUCUUCAGCAACUUUCAGUCCACAGAGCUCAACGUCGAGCCGACGUUCUGGAAAAACAUGUGCGACGCGAGCUUCUCGCAGUACCAGCUCGACGGUCUCACGCUGGCGAUGCUGCAGGAAAUCGAGGACAUUCUGACAAAGACUGAGUACGACACAAUCCAGCAGAUUUUUCUCGAUCACACCAGGGCCGUGCUGCUGGCGUUUGUGGAUCGGUUCUACAGGGAGCUGAUCCGAAACCGCGUCCAGUUGUUGCUGCGGGUGGCGUCUUCGUACUCGAAACUGUGCAACCUGCGUGUGCUGCACUUGCUGUGUAACCAGGUGAACCAGCUAACUCAGAGACUCAAAGCUUAUUUUGGAGAGAAGGAGGUGGACCUGGGCGUCGAGUUGGACAAGUACCAUGCUGCUCUGUUCCAGCAGCACCUGGACAAGGAUGCCUACUUCAACCUGGAGAAAGAGAAUCUUUCGGAGCUGAUCGGUUCGUUCACGGCGCGUUUCGAGGAGAAAAACGAAAAAGUGGUCAACAAGCACCUGCUAGAGAACAAAAUCCUGCACUCCAAAGACGCCAGCACAUCGGUGGCGUCCGAAUACGACCAGGACGUGUUUCUGGAUGCUCCACAGCGCGAAAACUCGACUCGUAGACUGCUCUCGUACAAGCGGUCCAAAAAGCUGACGUCCAUCUCCAAGUUCAUCAAAAACAUGGAGCGGUCCUCACUCAGAGAGAGGUUCACGCGGACCAAGGUGCGCGGGGGCAGCGAUCAGGGCGCACGAGUGGUGUCGGACUCGUUUGACCAGGACACCGGCGAUGGGUCCGAGGUGUCGCUCGUGAUUGCCGAGAAAAUCCCCAAGGCCGUGGUGGAGUCUCUCACGCGAGCCAUCGAGCUGGUGCCGUCGAAAAUCAACGAAUACUCGCUCGAAAUGUUCGAUAUCCUGAUCAUGAGCUACGGCCAGUCGUAUCUGGCCAUUGAGCUCGAAAACCUCUACUACAAUGGGAUUUUGAUGCAGCAGCAAAAACUCUCAUCGUUCUUCGGCUCCAGCGAGAUCAACCUCAAGUUUGUGGAGCAAAUCAGCCUGGUUUGCGUCCAGGUGUACUUGCUGUCGAUCGUGGUGAAACGGUUCUUCUACCCGCUGAUUCUGUCCGCAGAAAUCAAAAACAGACUCAGCCUCAUGUUCAACUCGUAUCUGCAGGACGUCGAGCUUGGUCUCAACAUCAUUGUGGAUGAGUUGCUGGAGCUAAUCGAACGCAACAUGAAAAACAUCCUCAGCGGCCAGGCAAUGGACGAUUUCCAGCCGGCGACGCAGCCAACAAUCGACAGAACAGAAACGUGCGACAAGAUGCUCCAGUUUCUCGACAGAGUUUUCCGCGCGCUCUACGACCAUCUGGGCUUCAACCCGACGCUGAAAAUGGACACCAUCCGCCGCAUUCUCGCCAGUCUGCUCACGCUGCUCAUCAACCACUUCACGCGGUUCCGGGUCAACUCCAACGGCUCUCUCGUGCUCACCCAGGACGUGAUCCACUACAUCUCGAUCUUCGACGCGUACGACGGCCUCGACGACAUCAAACAGCGCUUCAGCAUUCUCCGGGAGCUCACUAACCUGUUUUCCUGCCAGCCCGAGCUGCUAAAGGACCUUCUGUGCUGA
Ogataea polymorpha is the source of this 2400-nucleotide messenger RNA. RefSeq lists its product as uncharacterized. The coding region runs from base 1 to 2400 and encodes 799 amino acids. The transcript is spliced from 2 exons. Lineage: Eukaryota; Fungi; Ascomycota; Pichiomycetes; Pichiales; Pichiaceae. The record is from RefSeq and is a predicted model, not a curated record. Gene Ontology annotation, biological process: Golgi to plasma membrane transport; exocytosis. Gene Ontology annotation, cellular component: exocyst; cytoplasm.